This is a messenger RNA of Hydractinia symbiolongicarpus, 2263 nucleotides long. RefSeq names its product putative neutral sphingomyelinase. NCBI's taxonomy places the organism in Eukaryota, Metazoa, Cnidaria, Hydrozoa, Anthoathecata, Hydractiniidae. Gene Ontology annotation, molecular function: sphingomyelin phosphodiesterase activity. The record is from RefSeq and is a predicted model, not a curated record. Gene Ontology annotation, cellular component: cytoplasm. The coding region runs from base 16 to 1233 and encodes 405 amino acids. The transcript has 9 exons.
AGUUGGAUUGUGUAAAUGUUGCUCUACAGUAGGUCUUCCACUAGUUAUAGUGAAAAUUUGAAGAUAAUGGAUGAACUAAAAGUUUUAACUUUAAACACAUGGGGUUUACUUUACAUAUCUAAAAAUAUUGAAGAACGAAUGAAUGCUCUCGCAAACAAGUUAGCAGAAGGUAACUAUGACAUAGUUGCCUUGCAGGAGGUAUUUAGUAUUCGAAUAUAUGAAAGAAUUUGUGAGCAAGUUAAAGAUGCUCUUCCAUAUUCACAUUACUUUCACAGUGGAUUCCUAGGUUCUGGUUGUGCAACAUUUUCGAAAUACCCAAUUAUUGAUACGUACUUUCAUAAGUAUUUACACAAUGGUUAUUUUUGGGAUUUUACUCAUGGAGACUGGUAUGCCGGCAAGGGGAUAGGCUGUACAUUGAUAAAACAUCCGAAAAAAACGAUCUAUUGUUUAAAUACCCAUCUUCACGCUUCAUAUGGUGCUUCUGAUUUCACCGAAUGCCGUUCACUGCAGGCUUAUCAAAUAACACAAUUAUUACGGCAUACCACACGUCCAGAUGAUGCUGUCAUCAUCUGUGGUGAUUUUAAUCACGAACCAGACGAGUUAGGAAUUAAAGUAUUGCUGGGACUAACGGACUUAAAAGACACCUAUGCAAUUGCCAAGGAAAAGCCAGAUGAGUGCAUCACGUCGUCAAAUUUGAAUCCAUACAACGACCACAGCGACACACCAUCAAGAAUCGACUACAUAUUUGUGAACAACGAUUUUGACUGCAGUAGCUGUAGUUUAACCUUUCAGGAAAUCCCAGGAACAGAUAUGAGAUAUUCCGAUCAUGAGGGAUACACAACUACACUUCGAUUUAAACAAGAUAAAGAUGACGUUCCCGUGAAAACUGACGAGCAGUGCGAGAUUUUAUCGAAGCUUUCGCAGGUUAUAAAAACAGGGGAGAAAAUGUCAAAGAGAAUAACCUGGUCACGCUUCUUCAUGGUGUUAUUUUUCUUCGUCGUCUUCAACGCUAUUCCCGUACUACUUGGCGAAAUGUUCCCCACGUGUGGUAGUUGGAUUGGAAAGUGUUUGUUUAUCGUCCAGUUGUUUGUUAUUGUUGUUAGCGUUGUUUAUUUCGUAAUGGUUGUUGUUGUCACUCGCCAAAUACACGAGAGGGACUUCAAAAAUGUUUUUAAAGAGAUCGACCUAAGGUUGAAAGUACUUCGCGGAUUUGACAACAAGAAAUUCGAUUAACAUAAUUCUUCUUUUACUAUAGUGCGCACGCGCUCGAGCCUAGCACUAGGUGACGAAGCAACGAAAGAAGGUCGUGACUGGAACGCAGGGAAGCUGCUUUGCCGAUGGACUUUCUUAGCGAAAUUUGAAAUUUUAAAGCCACGGAAAUAAUAUCAAUUAUAUGAAGACUUCAUUUUUAAUUUAUUUAUUUAGAUGUAUUUUUUAGAUCUCGUAUGUUGUAGAAUUAACCAGACGAACAGUAAAAUCUUUGUCUUAGACAAAAUCAUGUCCUUUAAAAAAAACAUUUUCAGGUGUAUAUUACACAAAUAGUUAACAUUAAUAUACUGCUCGUCUUUUAAUCGAACAGGAAUUCCUUUGAACUACUCUGUUUCUACAAAAGGCGUCGAAGAUGGCGAAUUGAUCGCCGACGUUCUGUUUACGUAAUAUUUUAAUCGAUCUUCUCUUUGAUUGUAAAGUCAUAUGUAGGAGUGAAUAAUCGCUUUUUAGGGUUUUAUAUUAUUGCUACAGCUUUUAUAAAAUAAUUGUUUUAUUGUGAUAAAGUCGAGGAUAUGCAAUCUAAACGAUCUUCGCUAGACUCACAAAACGAAUAUUGUAUGCUUAACGGCAAUGGGACGAUGGAAGGAAGUGGGUAAUUUCUUUGAUUUUAAAACUAAUUUGUUUCACAGGAACGUUUGCUCGAGUGCUUCUUAUUUUAGCGAGUCUUCGUUGAUUUACACGGUCAGAAGUUUAUGAAAACUUGUGUGUAACAUUGUGAUAAGGUUUGCAGCAGAAUCACAAAUUGAGAAAAUUAAGAAAUGGGUAUAGUGUUUCGUUUAAUUUAUUUAAAUUCAUGUCUACUUAAUUUCUUUCUUUUUAUUGUAUAUCAUAGAAUAUGUAUUGUUUUUAGCGCCUUUUUGACUUAACAAACUAUUAAAAUAGAAAGAUUCAACUCGGGUUGAAUUAUAAAAGAUCCUUAUACACCUCAUAAAACUGACAUUGGAAGAAAUGUCUUUUUCUGUUUACAUUUAUUCAAAAGAUUUAUUCAAACGAC